This is a messenger RNA of Chara braunii, 1729 nucleotides long. NCBI's taxonomy places the organism in Eukaryota, Viridiplantae, Streptophyta, Charophyceae, Charales, Characeae. The record is from the annotation of a GenBank genome assembly.
CGAAACUUCCGAGCAAUGGGGCACUUGGCAUGUUCAUGGGCCUGGUUAUUGGUGCGACUCUCAUGUUGUUGAUCGACCAAAUGAGAUCGUCAUUGGAAUUACACAAAGAACCCUUUGAAGAUGUCUUUGCAGAUGUGCUCCCUCCCGUCCAGGAACCCAAUGUUUCUGGACCUGGAAAUGUCCCUGUGGUUGUCCGGAACCUGCGCGAGAGCUGGGGAGUUCCACAGUACAUCAAGUUUGAGAACAAAACCCAAGGGAAACGAACCCUCUUCAACCCCACUGUCAUCCCUCUUCCCGAAAAGUCCACACACCGAUAUGUGGCUGUUGUCCGUACUGGCAAAUGGACCCUAAAGCAUGAGAAUCGUGAGUACACCGAUGCUCAUAUUGUGGGCUGCCUCCUAGAUGAUGGCGAUGGAAGCAAAGGAAAUCGGUACAUUUAUUGUUCCACACCGGCGGUUGACCUUGACAUGCCCUUAGACUGGAGAGGGACGGACGAACGCUAUGCGAAUGCCACAGCGCAGAAAAAGGAACCUUCUUUCUGGGAGUACUUUGUCGGCCCAGAGGAUCCUCGCUUAUUCUGGAGCCUCGACGGGCGACCUCUUAUGCUUUACGCACAGGUCAACCCUCAAGGGAGGGGAAUGGUCAAUCUGAAAUCGCAAUGGUUGACUGAUUUGCGGGUUGUGAUGGCUGGACUGGACGAAGCACUUCCGGAGCCAUACAAGCUCCGGUCGCUUCCCCCAGGGAUGCACAGGGAAAACCUCCAUUCGGAAACACUUGUUCAAGAUGUGGAGAAGAACUGGGUGCCCUUUUACGCUGUUAGUGUGCCUCCAGAACAGUACGUCAGAAGUCGCAGAAAGGAUGCAAACACAGGGGUAGAAGCAGGCAAGAAGACAAGCAGGAGGACGCUGCUGGGCCCAGAAACAGCUGAUUUGGGUGCUGGCCAUCAUCAUGCUUCUGACCCACAGAGUGGAAGUGAGAAAGGUCUGCAUUUUGUCACAAGGUUUCGACCGUUCCUUGUUUACGAGUAUCUUGGACCGGGUGGUCGUGUUGAGCCGGUCAAGCCUCUCCCAGCACAUGAGGCUGCCUACAAUUGCUUUGAGCGCCUCAUGAAACCGCACGAGGAACGCCCAGGAUACACCCACGGGGGCACGAGCCCUGUUCUUGUCACCCUCUGUGACCGAGGGGACUGCACCCCAACUGUUUCCAAUACCGUAUUCUUGGCAGUGCUUCAUGUUCUUGAUUUUGGAGACAUGGAGGACCGUUGGUACCGACGAUAUGCAGUCACAUGGAACUGCACCUCACCCUUCGUUCCCAUUUCUAUUUCUCCACUGGUGUUGGUUUUUGGAUUGCAGGCGAGGGGAGGGAUAUUGUUCGAUACAACAAUUUCAUAUACACGAUCUCCGCCUUUCAACCUUACAUCUAUAAAAGCAACCCAGGCAGGGAGUCCAAGCGGCUGGGACCUUCGGAGCAAGUAUAACUUGUACGACUUAGGAUUGCGAGAUGGCUUCGAUCAUGGGUAUCUGAAUGACGAGGUCAUAGUCAGUCUUGGGAUAGGUGACUGGUACCCACUGGUGUUCUACUCUGAUCCUAGGUCGUUCCUGAAGAACCAUUCAGCGUGUGGGGACCACGUUAGUCGCGAAGCGAAGGAAGCAUUAUGGCAACUUGGUUGACGAACGUAGGGGGAAUGCCCCCAAGAGUGUCAGGAAACUCAGGUCUAACAUGGAGAACG